This is a messenger RNA of Mucor mucedo, 1101 nucleotides long. RefSeq lists its product as uncharacterized. The coding region runs from base 1 to 1101 and encodes 366 amino acids. Lineage: Eukaryota; Fungi; Mucoromycota; Mucoromycetes; Mucorales; Mucoraceae. The transcript is spliced from 8 exons. The record is from RefSeq and is a predicted model, not a curated record.
AUGCCCGCUACCCCAAAGAUGUCCCAAACUCACCCCACUCCUGACAAAAUCCGUCGGUUCGAUGGAUACGAAGCUAAAUUUACUGCACUGGAAGCUAUCAUACAAGAUUGGAUUAUAUUAAAAGUUCCAACUUUGGGACUUGAAAACAAACUUUCAGAUCAAGCCGCAAUGUUCGUUAAUCUACAACUCCAGCCUAAAAACAAAAAAGAACCUAAUUCCAGCACUGAUGUCGAUCAACUUAGUGAUCUGGCAAGUAAUGGAAGCAUCUGCAGUGAGCCACCACCCCCUUCGUCGGCUCUUUACACUAUCAGGGCCGCUUCCAGGCCGAAAGACUCCCCCGGUAAGCCUGGUUUAACCAUGGCCCAAAAGGUUGCUAUCAAUUCCAGCAAGCUCCCACCAAACACAACGAUCACUAGCGCUAAAACCUACAUGCGUUUCAAGUUAGCUGGUGUCGAUACAGGUUGUAUCAUCGAUAUCAUUUUUCCUGCCAAUGGUAUUAUUAGUGCUCUUAUAAACGAGUUGUAUACUCCUAUAUUCACCAACAUUAUAAACGUAUCCAACGUCAAUGCCACCAAGGUUUUUGAUCCUCUAGAUCCCGCGCAUCUCGCCAAUCCACUGUCCUUUCGACACCAACGAGACGACGCAAUAAAGUAUCUUUGUCCGGUAAUUGUCUGGUCAAAAUUAAACUCUAUAAUUAUCCUAACAAAACAAAUUUUCACGCGGCUAUUGUGGAUGAAAGAAUUCCGGUCCGUUAUCCGUCAAGAUCCAAUACGUUUGCGUACUCUGGUCCGUUAUCCCUCGAAAUCCGUUGACUUCAGGGUACUCCGGUCCGUUAUCCUUCAAAAUCCGUUGACUUCAGAGUACUCCGGUCCGUUAUCCGUCGUUAUGCGAUACCUCCGAAAUUUCAGGUCGUUAAUCGGGCUAAAAGCUUUUCAUAAAAAAUUCAAAUGCUGCUCUAAUGGUAUGAGUGCUUUAGAGACUAGUUCUAGUACUGGUGUAUACCCACUUGGUUUUAUGAGUGCGCCGCGUUGUCCGUCCGCCAAAGAUAACAAGCUGGAAUGUCGACUAUGUAUUUAUGAUAGUAACAAAAACAUGAGUUGA